Molecule: messenger RNA, 376 nt
Organism: Nestor notabilis (Kea)
Lineage: Eukaryota; Metazoa; Chordata; Aves; Psittaciformes; Psittacidae
Product: acid-sensing ion channel 1-like
Exons: 4
Biological process (GO): sodium ion transmembrane transport
Cellular component (GO): membrane
Source: RefSeq, a predicted model, not a curated record
GCAAUGCCAACGUCUGCACCCCGGAGCAGUAUAAGGAGUGCGCUGACCCUGCGCUGGACUUCCUGGUGAAGAAGGACAGUGAGUACUGCGCCUGCCGCACACCCUGUGCCAUGGUGCGCUAUGGCAAAGAGCUCUCCAUGGUGAAGAUCCCCAGCAAGGCCUCCGCCAGGUACCUGGCCAAGAAGUUCAACAAGACGGAGCAGUACAUCGCGGACAACGUGCUGGUGUUGGACAUCUUCUUUGAGGCCCUGAACUACGAGAUGAUUGAGCAGAAGAAGGCGUACGAGGUGGCUGGGCUGCUAGGUGACAUCGGGGGGCAGAUGGGGCUCUUCAUCGGUGCCAGCCUCCUCACCAUCCUGGAGAUCUUUGACUACCU